AUGGAAGCCUACUAUAUGUGGGAGCGAGUGCAUCUAACAGAGGACAUGAGUCGGUCGUGCAGCUCCUGCGACUGUGUUACGUAUUCGUAUUUCUUGAUAUCCGUGUUCCUGUUCACGUUGGGCUCCAUCAUAUCGGUGUUCUCGUUCGGGGCGUUCGACGACACCGUGUUCGCCAACCUGGGCCACAUGUGGAUGGUCGGACCGCUGUGCAUCUGUUCGGCCGUCAUGAUCGGCAUCAGGAACGUACUGUACUUACGGAGGCGCCGCGUCAUCGACAUGGUUAUCCGCCAACAGAUAGAGGACAUACGAUCUCAACAGGGGCAGUUGGCCGACGCUCAACAACAGUAUUCGUUGCCGAUACGCACGGUAAGCGAACUAACUUUGCCCCCGUCUUACGAACAGUUGAUUGGCAGUCACAGCGAAGAAGGAAGUGACCUACCACCACCGUCAUAUGAAGAAGCUAUAGUGAGCAUGUCCAAGGAAUCAACCAAAAAUGACAACAUUAUUGUUCUUAAUUAUUCUGUUAAAUAAUUUUGUGAACAUGUCUUGAUUGCGGGGGCGUUUGAUGGAAAUAAUUACAUUAUCGACGAGAACUUUAUUCCAGAAAACUUAUUUUCCACUCUGGACAUAACGUCUUUCUCGAAAAUAAUAAUAAUGCAAAAUUAUUUACUUAAUAGCCAAUCAAAACAUUGGUAAAAAUUACAAUCGUUUUUUAAAAUUAGAUCUUAAUUGAUUUUACCUACCAACAAUAUAAAUAUAAUCCCCAGUGUUAUGUGUAAAUAAUUACUCUGUACGUUCAACGGUUUUUUGUUCGUAAUAAUGACUGUAUGAAUGUCAACUAAACGAUAUAUUUGUUAUACAAAUAAGACAUUGGAGACAUGCAUACAUAGGAAAAUUAUCAACAUUUUAUUCAGACUUUUUUUGUUUGAUGAAGUUAUUUUAUAAUUUGUUAUCUCAUUCAAGAGAAAAAUUUCAAUAUUAGGUCUUAAAAGGUCCGAUUUCAAAUGUGUAUUUAAUGGCAAUACGACUGGUUAUAAUAUAUUAUUAGGAUUUAGAAACUUAAACAGUUUAAUAGUUGAAUUGUAAUUUUGUUGUUGUAGAUAAAUUAAUACUAUUUCCUAUUUUCUUGACAUUACUUAAGUAUCUCAGCUUUGUAAGUAUUAUUAAACAUUAAUGAGCAUAACCUUUUUCUUAUGUUUUUGGUAAAAAUCAGUUUUAAUGAUUAUAAGUUAUAGAAGAUCAUUAAAUUAAAUGUAUACUACCCUAUUUGAUUAUUGUAUACAAUUUAUUUUUGAAAACAGUAUUAUAUACGAUUAAUGGAGUUGUCAGUCUCAAAAAUAAAAUAUUCACAUUUUACUGCUGAUUUUUCAGUUAUAGGAUUUAUUUUUGUAGACCAAGUUUCAUGAUUUUGUUCUGUGAUUAAUAAUCUGAAAAAUUCUAAUAUAAGACUAAGUAUUUAUAAUUAUAUUCUAGAAAGUACUUAAUUUUUAAGCUUACUUAAUGUUUAUUUAUUUGCCAAUAUAAAAUGGAAUAAAUAAUAAUUCACUUUAAAAUUUAUGAUGUCCAAGAACUAAUAAUUAUACUAAAUUUAAAAAAAUCAUUUAGCGUAUCAGUGUUGUUUUAUACAGCCAAGUUUAAUUUAAAUUAUUUCCUUAAAAGUUAUUACAAACAUGAAUCAAACUAAUCAUUAAUAGUAGAUGCAGGGCUUUUUGAAGUGAAUUAUUUUAAGAAUAAUAAAGAAUCUUAAAAGUUAAUACAAGUUUAGUCAAUUACUCGUUAAAACCCAUAAUGUAAUGUGUUAUUAAUUAAAUAUUUAAAUAUGUAAUAGUUGUUAAUAGUUAUUAGUCAGUUAAAAUAUUAGACAGUUAUCGUUAGGAAACCUUAAUACUGUAUUGUACGGAAAUUGAUUCUUCCCUUAUAAAUGUGUCUAAAUAUUAACAUUUAAUUUUUCAAUAAUAUGCUUCCGUGUGUACUCCAUUUAUCUUGAGAUACAGUUAGCAUAGCCAUAUUAUGUUUCCAUGCCUACAGAACUUAUAAAUUUAUACUGAUUGAAAUUUCUGUGGAAAAUGAUCUCAUGCGAAAUUUCUCCACUGAGAGGUUCUAAUAUUUAUUUAAAGACAUUUUGAAUUUAUUAAUAUACCCACAUUCUCAUUUUACUAAAAAAAUAUAAUGAUAUCAUCUACUAACUAAUUAGUAGUUAAAACUAUUAAUGACUAGUCUUCCUUUUAUUGUUGUGUCUUUAACCAUGCCAUUUGGGACGUGUAAAUCAUUAAUGUAGAAUUCGUGAACCGAGAUUAGCCAACAGUAGUUAAUGUUGUUGAUCGAUACUCAGCAUUGUACCUAUUUCUAUGAAAUCUUUUCCAGUUAUUUAUUAUCAGCGGUAUUAAUAUGUAACUAACGCAAACUGAAUAAAUCAAUGAUAGUCGUUAGAUUGCUUAUGAGGGUAUAUACUUUAAUAUUAUUAUUGUGCUUUGAAUUUAUAACUGUUUGAA
Myzus persicae (green peach aphid) is the source of this 2492-nucleotide messenger RNA. RefSeq lists its product as uncharacterized. The record is from RefSeq and is a predicted model, not a curated record. NCBI's taxonomy places the organism in Eukaryota, Metazoa, Arthropoda, Insecta, Hemiptera, Aphididae. The transcript has 2 exons. The coding region runs from base 1 to 531 and encodes 176 amino acids.